CUCAGUUGUUUACUUAAGCUCCCUACCCACCCACCCCAGUUGUCUCUCUGAUUGAUACAAAAACUCAUAUAUACUGAUUCUGUGAAGUGAAAGUUCGUAGAUCUGAGAACGAAAUCUCACCAGAAACUGCCUAAUUUGGGUUUGGUUAACGUGACUGAAGAUGGCAGCAGUGGAUGAUCAAACUCCUCCUGUUCUUGACGAAACAACUUGCGGCACCCUACUACAAAAGCUGCAGCAAAUCUGGGAUGAGGUUGGUGAAACUGAUGAUGAGCGGGACAAGAUGCUUCUUCAGAUAGAUCAAGAGUGUCUGGAUGUCUACAAGAGAAAGGUUGACCAUGCUGUGAAGUCACGGGCUCACCUUCUUCAGGCAUUGGCAGAUGCCAAAGUUGAACUCUCCAGGCUGCUGUCAGCCCUUGGAGAGAAGACAUAUGUUGGAAUUCCUGAGAAAACUUCAGGCACAAUCAAGGAACAGCUUGCAGCUAUAGCACCAACACUGGAAAAACUAUGGAAGCAGAAAGAUGAUAGGAUAAAAGACUUCUUUGAUGUACAAUCACAAAUUCAGAAGAUAAGCAGUGAGAUUGCAGGGGAUAGCGAGCAAGUUGAGAGUCUAACAGUGGACGAAUCUGACUUAUCUGUAAAAAAGUUGGAUGAGUUUCAUGUGCAACUUCAAGAGCUCCAAAAGGAGAAGAGUGACAGAUUACACAAGGUCCUCGAUCUUGUGAGUACUGUGCAUGACCUUUGUGCUGUUCUUGGCAUGGACUUCUUCAGUACUGUCACAGAAGUUCACCCAAGCCUGGAUGAUUCUACUGGUGUACAAUCAAAAAGUAUUAGCAAUGAUACAUUGUCAAAUCUGGCUAACACUGUCUUGGUAUUAAAGGAAGAUAAGAAGCAGAGAUUGCUUAAGCUUCAAGAAUUAGCAACUCAGCUAAUUGAUUUAUGGAAUUUGAUGGAUACCCCAGAAGAAGAAAGGAGCUUAUUUGACCAUGUUACCUGCAACAUAUCAGCUUCAGUAGAUGAAGUGGCCAUUCCAGGGGCUCUUGCUCUUGAUUUGAUUGAACAGGCUGAAGUGGAAGUUGAAAGGCUUGAUCAACUUAAAGCUAGCAAGAUGAAGGAGAUUUCUUUCAAAAGACAGGCUGAACUGGAAGACAUUUAUGCUCGUGCCCACGUAGAGAUUGAUACUGAGGCUGCUCGAGAAAAGAUUAUGGGACUGAUUGAUUCUGGUAAUGUUGAUCCAGCAGAAUUACUAGCUGACAUGGACAAUCAGAUUGUAAUUGCAAAAGAAGAGGCUCAUAGUAGGAAAGAAAUAUUGGAAAAAGUUGAGAAAUGGAUGGCAGCUUGUGAAGAAGAGAGCUGGCUUGAAGACUAUAACAGGGAUGAUAAUCGGUAUAAUGCAAGCAGAGGGGCACACUUGAAUUUGAAGAGAGCUGAAAAGGCUCGGAUAUUGGUCAAUAAAAUUCCAGCUCUUGUGGACUCGUUGGUUGCAAAAACUAGAGUAUGGGAACAAGAGCGGGACACCACAUUCACUUAUGAUGGUGUUCCACUACUUGCCAUGCUAGACGAAUAUAUGAUGCUCAGGCACGAUAGAGAAGAAGAGAAAAGAAGGCUGAGGGACCAGAAGAAGUUCCAUGAGCAGAUGAGCAAAGAUCCAGAAGUAUUUGGAUCUACGCCGAGCCCUGCUCGACCACUUGGUUCUAAGAAGGUAACAGGUCCACGAGCAAAUGGCAGUGCCAAUGGGCCGGCAAGCAGAAGACUGUCUCUUAAUUCCCACCAAAACGGUUCCAGGUCAACUUCUAAAGAUGGAAAGAAAGAAGCGAGACUCAGUGCUCCUGUGAACUAUGUUGCCAUGACCAAAGACGAUGCUGCGUCUCACAUUUCUGGAACUGAGCCUAUUCCUAGCACCCCAUAGUAACUGCUGAAUAAGAGAUGUGUACUCACAUGCCAUUGUGUUCUGUUGUCAUUACUAGUCUAGUUUGUAAUAGGAUAAAUAUGUGGACAGUGAGUGAUCACAGAAUAGAGACCUAAUAGUUUGUGCUAUAUUAGAAAGUUACUUCUAUUCUGACAAAGUUACAAGUAGAGGUGGGCAUGGUAUGGUAUGAUUCGGUAAUUUUGGUUCUCAUUCUCUUAACAAUACUAUAUCAGUAGUAUAUCAAAUUGAUGCAAUGUUUUGUAGUA
Molecule: messenger RNA, 2172 nt
Organism: Solanum pennellii
Lineage: Eukaryota; Viridiplantae; Streptophyta; Magnoliopsida; Solanales; Solanaceae
Product: 65-kDa microtubule-associated protein 1-like
Exons: 10
Coding region: 161-1906 (581 amino acids)
Biological process (GO): microtubule cytoskeleton organization; cytokinesis by cell plate formation
Cellular component (GO): cytoplasm; spindle
Molecular function (GO): microtubule binding
Source: RefSeq, a predicted model, not a curated record